Messenger RNA from Raphanus sativus (radish), 2170 nucleotides. Its product is annotated as probable inactive purple acid phosphatase 2. Gene Ontology annotation, molecular function: acid phosphatase activity; metal ion binding. The transcript is spliced from 2 exons. The record is from RefSeq and is a predicted model, not a curated record. The coding region runs from base 1 to 2043 and encodes 680 amino acids. NCBI's taxonomy places the organism in Eukaryota, Viridiplantae, Streptophyta, Magnoliopsida, Brassicales, Brassicaceae.
AUGAUUGUCAAUUUCUCAAUCUCCAUCAUCCUCUUCCUCUCUAUCUUCACAUCCUCAGCUAACGCCGAUGCUUCCCUUUCCGUUUCACCCAACACUCUCAAACGAUCUGGCGAUAACGUCACCAUCCAAUGGUCCGACGUCGACUCACCUUCCAAUCUCGACUGGCUAGGCAUCUACUCCCCUCCAGACUCUCCUCACGACCACUUCAUCGGCUACGAAUUCCUCAACGCUUCCUCCACGUGGACGUCCGGUUACGGAUCGAUCACCCUCCCCCUCACCAACCUCCGAUCGGAUUACGCCUUCCGGAUCUUCCGGUGGACGCAAUCCGAGAUCGACAGCAAACACUUGGACCACGAUCAGAACCCUCUGCCCGGAACGAAACACCUUCUGGCCGAAUCCGAGAAGGUGAGUUUCGGAUCGGCAGUGGAUAAGGCGGAGCAGAUCCACCUGGCGUUCGAGAACAAGCCUAACAGGAUGCAGGUCACGUUCGUGGCCGGGGACGGGGAUGAGAGGUUCGUGAGGUACGGAGAGGCGAAGGAUAUGCUGGGGAACUCCGCGGCGGCGCGUGGGAUUAGGUACGAUAGAGAGCAGAUGUGCAAUGCUCCGGCUAAUUCCAGCAUCGGGUGGAGAGAUCCCGGGUGGAUUUUUCAUACCGUUUUGAAGAAUUUGAACCCGGCCGUUAGGAACUACUAUCAGAUUGGGAGUGAAGCCAAGGGAUGGAGUGAGAUCUAUAGCUUCAUAUCUCGAGACAUGUACGCACAAGAAACGAGAGCUUUCAUAUUUGGAGACAUGGGUUGCGCUACACCUUACAGAACCUUUAUCCGCACGCAACAAGAGAGUAAAUCAACCGUGAAGUGGAUCCUACGUGACAUUGAAGCUCUCGGUGACAAGGCAUCUUUUAUUUCACAUAUUGGAGAUAUAAGCUAUGCUCGUGGCUACUCGUGGGUGUGGGAUGAGUUCUUUGCUCAGAUCGAGCCUAUCGCCUCCAAAGUUCCUUACCACGUCUGCAUUGGCAACCACGAGUAUGACUUCCCCGCUCAGCCUUGGAAGCCUGAUUGGGCAGCUUCCAUUUACGGAAACGAUGGUGGUGGUGAGUGUGGUGUGCCGUAUAGUUUGAGGUUUAACAUGCCUGGGAACUCAACAGAACUCACGGGAACUAAAGCUCCUCUGACGAGGAAUCUAUAUUACUCUUAUGAUGCCGGGUCGGUCCAUUUCCUUUCCAUCUCCACGGAGACGAAUUUUCUUGAAGGUGGGACUCAGUACGAGUUCAUAAAACGAGAUCUAGAGUCUGUGAACAGGAACAAGACUCCUUUUGUCGUCGUGCAAGGGCACAGACCGAUGUACACUACGAGCAACGAGGUUAGAGACACGACGAUUAGACAAAAGAUGUUGGAGCAUUUGGAACCGCUGCUUGUGAAGAACGAGGUGACGCUUGCUAUAUGGGGACAUGUUCAUAGAUACGAAAGGUUUUGUCCGAUAAGCAACAACACUUGUGGCAAGCUGUGGAAAGGGAGCCCGGUUCAUCUCGUGGUCGGUAUGGGUGGUCACGAUUGGCAAUCGAAUUGGGCGGUUAGACCGAACCAUCCGGAUCUUCCUAUAUUCCCUCAGCCUGAAGAAUCAAUGUACCGGACGGGUGAGUUUGGGUACACUCGCCUGGUUGCAAACAAAGACAAGCUCACCGUUUCCUUUGUGGGUAACCACGACGGAGAAGUCCACGAUACGGUUGAGAUGUUAGCAACUGGUGAAGUAAUCAGUGGGAGCAGAGACGAUUUUAAAAGCUCAGAUGCUGCGACCGCUCCUGCACCUGUGGAAGUAACAAGUGGGAGUAAAGACGAUACUGAAAGCCCAAACGUUCAGACAGUUCCUUCAUCUGCAACAUUUGUGGAAAAAUCUGAAGCUAGUGAUGGCUCGUGGUUUGUCAAAGGAGCAGGGUUGGUGGUUAUGGGUGUGGUGUUAGGGUUCAUUGCUGGGUAUUUUACGGGGGUGAAGAAAGGAUCUUCAGCUCGUAACCGUUGGAUCCCAGUCAAGAGCGAGGAGAUUUAAUAUUAAAAAAGUGAAUCUAUUUAGGCGCACGUUUUGUGUAUAGUAUCUUCUUCCCCACGGUAAGGGAGCAUAAGUUUUAGUGGUACAUUAUAAUAAUACUGGUUCUUCCGAGAAUCCCUCUUGCGAU